AUGGCCCCUAUCGCGUUACCUGCCUCCCAGAUAAAUGCCACAUCGUAUGACGAGCGAACAUACGGCGACAUAGCCAAUCAGGCAGAAGCUGUCCAUGGUGCCUUGGAGAGCCUGGGUGUCUGCGCCGGUGACAGACUGUGCCUCAUGGUCGACAAUCGCCUCGAGCUCCUGCCCAUGCUCGUGGGAGCAGCUUGUGCGAAUGUGGGUGUCGUCUACGAGACCCCGGGCUACGCUGUCGAGGUCCUCAUUGAAUGGAUGAAAAACAUUGAUUUCACUGCCAUCUGCUGUGAACUAAGCAACGUUGACUCAGCACUUGAACUGAAGCACGUCAUUGUAUUAGGCGAAGGUAAGAACCUACCAAGUGGCACAGAAGCCGCCGUGAUUUUGUGGAGCCAGCUGAUCAAGAUGGGCACCAAGGCGCGUCGUCUUUCAGCGCUCUCCGUCGAGUACCAAGCGAACCGAAUCUGCUACGUAGCCCCGACAAGCGGCACCGUGGGGAAGCCCAGGAUGGUCGUGCACUGCCACGAUUCCCUUGUUGCCAGUGUGCAGUCUAUCAGCCACCAGCAGCAUAUGGGUCUGACGGUGGAAGACGUGCUUCUGUGCACCAGCCCACUUGGUCAUGUGUACGCUUUGUUCGCCUGCGUGUGCAAAGCCAUCGUCCAGGGAGCCACGUGCGCCUUCCUGAAGAAGGCAGAGACAGAUGCACUUCUGGAAGCAAUUCAAAGGCUCAAGGUAUCCACGCUAAACACGGUGCCAUACCUAGCCCGCUGCCUUCUAGAACACCCGCAGCGCAGCCACUACGAUCUCAGCCAUUUACGGUACUUGGCAACUGCAACAACCUACAUCAGCGAAGAUGUCGCAAGGAGACUUUUCCGCGAGCUAAAUCUCAAGAGCUACGUUCAAAUCUAUGGAAAAACCGAGAUCGUCUUCAUAUCGGGAGGUCUCCACGAUUCACCGCCCAGGUUCACAUCAGUUGGGCGUCUAGGAGCGGGCCUGGAAGCCAUGGUGAGAGACACUGAAACGAAGAAACCACUCGGUCCAAUGCAGCAUGGUGAGCUCGUGAUUCGAGGACCCGGUCUUAUGCGAGGCUAUUUGGGAAUGGAAGACGAGCCAUGCACGGAUCCCGAAGGCUGGUACAGAACAGGUGACGAGUGUUACUUCGACCACGAAGGCUGGUUCUACCUCGAACAGCGACUGAAGAACGCGCCGAAAGAACUUCAGCUCGAAGGCGGUGUCACGCUCGUUGACUCGAUACCGCGCAACACGCUUGGGAAGUUGCGGUCGAGCGAGGCUCGCCGCUCCUUAGACAUUGCCUGUAGCGACUGGCUUGCGGUGGUGUCCAUUGCCUCCGAGGAGGCGUCGGACAGUCGCUCUAACGAGCGAUCCGUGCGCCUUCUGGGCUUCGUCUCAGAGGACGAAGCCUUCGGCGCAACUGUAGCCGAGGUCGACGAGGCCCCCACCGUCUGCCCUCUGCACUGGCUCAUGCCACUGCAUGUCGAGGCCUCUAGCGGGGCCGUGUUGAGUGGGGGCAGUGCAGCCUUGGCUGCUCCCGCCCUGGGGGCGAGUGACGGUCGCUCCAGCACGCUGCACGUACCUUGGGCGGCCGCCUGA
Messenger RNA from Rhipicephalus sanguineus (brown dog tick), 1611 nucleotides. RefSeq lists its product as uncharacterized. Bases 1 to 1611 code for a protein of 536 amino acids. The transcript has 10 exons. Gene Ontology annotation, molecular function: CoA-ligase activity. NCBI's taxonomy places the organism in Eukaryota, Metazoa, Arthropoda, Arachnida, Ixodida, Ixodidae. The record is from RefSeq and is a predicted model, not a curated record.